Molecule: messenger RNA, 4452 nt
Organism: Penicillium verrucosum
Lineage: Eukaryota; Fungi; Ascomycota; Eurotiomycetes; Eurotiales; Aspergillaceae
Exons: 1
Coding region: 1-4452 (1483 amino acids)
Source: RefSeq, a predicted model, not a curated record
AUGAUCAAACGAAAACCCCAAGAUCUCCAGGUCCCAGUACCAAACUUCCCUUUGUCAUCGCCUAUCAGCGAAGAGAUCUCAAGUCCCUCAUGCUCCUCGGAAGACCAGGAAGAACGAGACCGACCCUUUGCAUUUCUAUCUAAGGCAACACGACAACAGCUUGAGGCGAAAAUCAAAGAUGGGAAUCGCUCACCUAUUUCCACUCGCGAAUCCUCGAGACUCAACAUCCGUAUCACCAAGAAACGUAAAAGCGUCGGGAAACCAGUCGGGCUGAACCUCGUUACGGAUUUCACCUUAGCGCCGGCGCCGAGGAAACAGGCCAUUCGAGCAGAACCGAAUGCGGCUGCGCCGUUCGUCGAUCUGAAUGAUCUGAAGCUCCUUUCAAAGGUGCGGGAGAAGGAACGCAUUGCUCAGAAAUCAAAGGAUACAUUCAAGAGGAGGGUUUCACGGGGCUUCCAACGGUUACCCGAUACAAACAGCCAAAAUGGAACUGCAACCUCGUUUUUAACCACCAGAGAUGAAAAUCCGUUCCACGAUAGACACGAGCAUGCGGUCUCGCCCUCAGACCGACAUGUCAUGAUCGGACUCACUGUGCCCCGCAGCGAGUCAGUAGAGAGAUCACAAGAGCUCGACGGUGCAGGCACCCCGCUCACACCAUCGAUUAUCGUCACCCCAGCAAGAGGCGAGGCACCAUGGAACGCACACUCAAACUCGAGCACGGAGAUGCUCCGUCCAAGGGCAACAUCAAGUAUCUACUCGCAGCCAACACCCCGUCUGUGGCAGUAUGAAACAGAUGUCCCACCUGUGCCAGCUAUUCCCGCACAACACUCGGCUGCUACCAAAACUCCUGCCCCAGAGACCGGGUACCAGAACACAGGCGUAGAAAGGAACGAGCGUGCCCUGUCAACAGGAUCAAUAUGGGAAGACGACAGUCCACCCCAGUCACCAGAAACAGUCCGCUCAACCCAAAAAAGCCAGCAACCGGGCCGUCUCAGCGUCAACACCCAAGCAGACGAAGAUAGACCCCAUUCCCAAGGCUGGUGGACAUGCCUCCUCUCCCCACUGCUCGGACGGUCCAUAAAAUCCCCCCUCAGUCCAUCCUUCCCACAAGAAUCACCCUCAACUCCAUCGCCAGCAACAACCACAACCCGCGCGCCUGAGCGAAAAGAAUGGAUACCACGCGAAAAAGAAAUAUCCUGCUUCUCACCCGAUACACCAGAGACUGCGGCACCAAUGGGCGAAAAGGCCUUCGAGAUAUCCCGCUCAUUCGAAACAGACCAACACCAAGACCCCGAACGCCACCAAUCCCCACCACCAGCAUACGUCUCAAACGUCUCAAGUAGACAAAAUACCAUGUCCUUCAUGUUCAGCAACAACCAGACAAUCCAGGGCGAAGCAGCUGAGUACUAUCAAGCCUGUGCACACGAGCUAUUCAGCAAGACGCCGUAUUUCGAGUGCGUUAAUCACGUUUGCUCGAUCACGCCUGUCAAUCCCGUUACUGUUCCAGCAGGAGCCAUAAACCCGUCUGCAGAGGGUGAUCGGGGACUUGGGCUUGUUGCUGUUGGGGAGCCUGGAGUAUCUGAUAUUGAAGGGACGCAUGAAAAUGUAAUCCAGGAUCCAGGUCCGUCAACGACGUCGACUAAGAAUUCCGGACUGCUUAUUGAUAUCGAUUCGCCUCGGCCUGAGACGACAAAGUCGUCCAUUCCGGUUGGGUAUGCCGUUCACGCGAAGGAGGUGCAGGUGCUAUCGCCGUCGUCGGAGUUCAGUUCUCAUACGUGGGAUUCGUCUGUUGUUGAUGAGGGUGAGAAGGAGAGGGGUUCGGCGGCCGCGCAUGGGACUAGGGGUGGUGUUUCGGAAUCUAGGUCUCAGCGUGCUGCUUCGCCUCCUAUUCCUGUUCCUGUUGUUGCGCCGCCUGUGCAGGCAGUUGACAGACAGGUUUUGGAACCGUCUGCAUCUGCCCCAGCGUCAGUUCCUAUUCCUAUGCCUGAGCCAACUCCCGCUGCUCCUAUUCAAAUGCCCGAGCCAACUCCCGCUCCUGCGCCAGCUCCUAUCCCAGUACCUGAGCCAACUCAGGCUCCCGCUCCCGCUCCCGCUCCGCAGAUAAUCACUAAUAUCUCGCCCCCGGUUACUAAUUUCCAUUACACUACGCCUCCGCCGCAGCCUCAGGUACAACCUCUGCAGCCGACGGUGCAAUAUGUGCCAGUCUUUGCUCCUCAGCCCCCUCAGCCUGCACAGCCAAUGGAGCCGGUAAUGCAACAGACGCAACCAGAGGAAUCGUCACGAGAAAUCUCGGAACCGCCGAUGGUCCAGCCAGUACCGGCCCGUCAAGUAUCAACGCCGAGGUCAGAGUGGCCAUGGGGACAGCCACAAGCGCAACGAAAGGUUCAACAACCAGCUGCCCAAAGACACUUCUCCGGGUUUGAGUGGGCUUAUACCCAAGAAGAACAACCGCAAGAACAACCUCAAGGACAACCUCAAGGACAACCUCAAGGACAACCGCGAGAACUUCCUGUUGCACAAACAUCACCUCAACAGUCCCAGGUCACAAAUGGACAGGCUCCUCCCCAGACACGACAAGCAACCUAUGGUCAGGCAACCUAUCCUAAAGGGCCGCUUGUUGUCCAGGGACGGCAAUCCGGUUCUGGGUGGCCAUUUGGUCUAACCGCACAUCCCCACUCCAAUGCACCACCUGUGCCGCCUCUGCCACAACCCCAGCCCACCGGAGCGGAGGUUCAGCCUCAGCCAGAGGAAUCCCAACCGUCAGUGCCUCAGGAUCGGCAUAAUACGCACGAAGAGCCGCAAGCAGAACGCGGAUUACACCAAGGGUCUGAGCUUGCAUCCCAGGGACAUUCACAACCUUCCGAGCCUAUCUCUCCCGGUUUCCAGCGUGCCGCCGGUGGACCUGGCUCGAUUCCAAUGUCGGAUAUGCAGGCUCCUGCCCCUGCGUACACGCAAUAUCCCAGAGAAGCUCCUCUCCCAUCCCGUUAUGAUACGCAGCCACGCUACGACAAUGAUCCUGCAGCUGCAGUUUCGAGCGUUAACCCAAGCGGCGCGAUAGGUCCUUAUGAGGCCCGACGCCGCAGACUCGAAAAGGAAGUCGCCACUGGCCGAAGAGUCUGCAAUCCCUGGCGUGGCCGAGGUCUAUUCAGCAAGAAGAGCGGACGACCUGGACGCGAGGGUCGUACUCGACGGAGAUGGUAUUUCGUGAUCUGCAUUUUCUUCUUCAUUAUCGUGACGCUAGCCACCAUUUUAGCGAUCACACUGACAAAGAAAGGACACGAUACUCCCGUUCAAUCGCGGUGGCUAAACCUAACAGGCUAUCCGCCCAUGCCGACUGGAAUCGCAACAAUUGUUGGGACCCAGCCGCAGCUUGAAAAAUCGACCUGUAUCACUCCUUCUUCGAUGUGGAGUUGUGCUUUGCCCAAGGAUCAGCAGGAUGCGAAUGAGCCGUACAAUGCGAAUCAGCCCAGUUUCCGGGUUUCCAUUAGCUUCCAAAAUGGUACAUACGAUAACAGCACUACUGCUAGGUCGAAAUUACGUAUCAGAGGCGACGGCCCUUUCAACCCAUCGCCUUCAGCCCCGACAGACGCAGAACAGAGCUUCCUCGGCCAAUACACAGACAAUAACACUGCACCCUAUGCCGGCGAAGAAACACCCUUCUACAUGUCCCUCCUCUCACCAGUUUCACUCUCCUCGGCAAGCAUCUACCGCCGCUCAGAUACCUCCAAUGGCACCGCAUACCCAAACAUCUCAUCCAUAAUCCCAGCGCCAGAAGAAAACGCAGACGGAACCCCAUCCGCAGCAAUGCUCUACCCCCUCCCCUCAUCACAACCAAUUCGCCUCUACAAUCGCGGUCUCGCAACCGAGCACUACGGUUUCUACAGCUACUUCGACAAAUCCAUCUUCCUAACAUCCCAAACAAAAUCAUCCCCGGCCGACACAAACGGCGGAACCUCAAAAUCCGACGCAAAAUACAGAUGCACAUGGUCCCAAACCCGUCUCCUAAUCCAAAUCUGGACACAACCAGACAAAAUCAACCGCCCCCUCCUCCCAAAGUCCAACAACACAGCAACAAGCACCACAACCUCUUCGCCUACAACAACAAAAUCAACAUCAACAAACGAACCUACAUCCUCAUCCUCCGCAACAGACUUCAUCCGCCCAGGCUCAUUCCCAUACCCGGUAACAAUAACGGUUGACCGCCACGGCGGCGCCGAGAAAAAGAAAAUGGUCUACUGCUACCCGCUCGAAGACGACGGCCAUUACAAUAUCACGGCUGUGCAGCUACAGCUUGAGGAACGUGCUGCUGGGGGUGAGCUUGUUAAUCCUGCUGGGGGACUUUUCAAGGGUCUUAGCGAGACGAAGAAUGCUACGACUGAGGAUGCUUUUGGUGUUGAUGGUGGUAAUGGCGGGUGUGGGUGUCAAUGGGUGAAUUGGAUAUCGAGUGAGUAG